Brugia malayi is the source of this 459-nucleotide messenger RNA. RefSeq lists its product as uncharacterized. The coding region runs from base 1 to 459 and encodes 152 amino acids. The record is from RefSeq and is a predicted model, not a curated record. The transcript is spliced from 4 exons. Lineage: Eukaryota; Metazoa; Nematoda; Chromadorea; Rhabditida; Onchocercidae.
AUGGCUCAUCAUUCUAAAAUAUGCAUCUUCUCAAUAAAGUCAUGCAUGUAUGUAAUGUCCGCAGUGAAUAUCAUCUUGGCUAUUCUCUUGUUGCUACUUUCUAUAAUCCAGAAAGGUAAAGGUGUGCAUGCUCUUGCAGACUACCUCUGUUUUAUUAUAUUUAUCAUUAUUGCUAUUUUGGCGGCUUAUUCCGCGAUAAACGAGAAUUUUAUUUGGCCCUUACUUGCUGCAACGCUAGCCAUCAUAUUUUUACUAUUAAUUGCACUCGUAUAUCAUCUCUUUCAUUGUUAUAGAAAUCGAGUUGAUAUAUUCGAAGUUGCUGGUUCAGCAUUAAUUUAUUUGUCCAUUUUAACUGUUUCCGGAUUUUGCACCUUUAUUGCAAUCCGUUGGAGAACGUUUAUAACGUUUAGAAGGAAAGUCAAGAAGCAACAGAAUGCAUCGAAGCAAAAUUUUUAUUGA